GCGUCGCAGCCCCGCCGGCGCGCGAAGAAGAUGGACGACGGCGAUCGCGGAGGCCUGGAAAAAAGGAGCCAAAAGGACAAGAGAAGAAAAGCUCCCCCACGUUUUCUGUUCAGUCUCGGCUCAAUUGGCGACUCUCACUUGAGCGACGCCUCCUUGGGUCGCUUGUUCUUCUUCGCCUUAACAUCUGCUCACUGAGGAGGAGGAGGAGGAUGAUGAUGAUGAUGAUGAUGUGCUGCUCAACCGCGACGCUUUGCUUUCGCUUUGGGAGGAACAAAAUCCGGUCGGCAACAACGAAGACCGCAUCACGCUGUCCUAAGCUGGGAGUGCUUGCCGCUACAGCGUAAUGUGCUCACCGCCGACGAUGCCCGCUCCCCCUCGGGAAGGGUUCUCACACCUGCUGCUCCGCCACUGGCAGGAGACAAAGACUGCCUCGUUAUGGGCCACCUGAAGCUUUCCACAACGCUGAGAGACAACAUGGCCAACAGUUCCCUUGGCUCCCAGGUGCCUCCAAAUCCUAAGCCAACAGCCGUGUCCCCAGAGAUCCUUAACGGCAUUAGCCUAUCGCUGCUGGUGUUCUUGUGCUUCGUUAUGGUCGGCAUUCUGCUGUUUGCCCUGCUCGGGAACAUGGUGGUGUGCCUGAUGGUCUACCAGAGGUCAGCCAUGCGCUCGGCUAUCAACCUCCUUUUAUCGAGUCUUGCGUUUGCCGAUAUGAUGCUCGCCAUUGUCAACAUGCCAUUUACGCUAGUUACUGUCAUGACCACCGACUGGAUUUUCGGGGAGGUUUUCUGUCGGGUUUCGGCCAUGCUGUUUUGGUUCUUUGUGAUUGCGGGAGUGGCUGUUCUGCUUAUAAUAAGCAUCGAUCGCUUUCUUAUUAUCGUCCAGAAGCAAGAUAAGCUAAGUCCACAGAGGGCUAAAGUGCUCAUACUGCUCACAUGGGGACUUGCAUUCUUUUUCUCCUUUCCAUUAGCUGUCGGUUCCCCUCGCCUGCAGAUCCCCCCCAGGGCCCCUCAGUGCGUUUUUGGCUAUAGCGCUGAACCUGAUUACCACGCUUAUGUAUUGAUAUUAAUGUUGGUCUUCUUCUUUAUACCCUUCAUGGUCAUGUUGUACAUAUUCAUGGGAAUUCUAAACACCAUCCGCCACAACACAGCCCGCAUCCACAGCCACCCGAGCCAAGCCAGCAAACUCGGCUUGUUAAGCCCCCGGAAGCCCUUCCAGAUGCACGUCGACGUGAGUUUUAAGACGCGUGCCUUUGCCACCAUCCUCAUCCUCUUCUGUGUGUUUACAGUGUGCUGGGCACCCUUCACUGCCUACAGUCUCGUAACAACGUUCAAUGAUGACUUCUACUGCAAAGACAGUUUUUUUCAAGUCAGCACGUGGGUGUUGUGGUUAUGCUACCUAAAGUCAGCCCUCAACCCUAUCAUUUACUACUGGCGCAUCAAAAAGUUCCGUGACGCUUGUCUUGAUCUGAAACCAAAGUACUUUAAGUUUCUUCCUCAGCUGCCAGGCAACACAAAAAGACGCAUACAACCAAGCGCUGUUUAUGUUUGCGAAGGGCAUCGGUCUGUGGUUUAAGGAAGAAUUCCGCUGCGCAAAAUUCGAUCGAUCUUAUUUGAGCCACAUCUGCACCAAACGGCACUCUCCAGUCCAGCUCGCCGCUUUCUGAUUUAGACAGCAAAUCCUGAUCGAGGUUGUUAUGCCACAUGGAUGGCGGUAGCUGCUUCCUGGAAAUAGGGUGCAUUGUAUCAUUCCAACACAGGGUAACCCGCAAAUGAAUUCAACACUGCAUAAGAAAAACAAAAACAGUGGAGCCCAUCAAAGUGUUGUCUCCAUUUAGAUACUGUACCAACAGAAAUUGUACAAAACAGUACAAAGUACAGUAGAAUGCAGUGGUACCUUUACAUUUGCAAUAGAUAUGCAUGUUUCCUUGUAAGUUAAAGUUCUGGCAGUUAUUUGCUGGCUAUUAGAGGACAGGUGAGACUGUUCACAGAUAACUGUGAUAACGGUCCCCCAUACUUUAACUCAAGAUAUUUGCUGGACAAAUAGGGGAAGGUGAGCUAUACACCAAAAUCUGUUCAUUUGGAUUUGAUUUCAUUCAUUCCAGUAUUCUGACACACAAUUUGUCAUUUUAUUGAAACAACACCUUUCAGGGCUGAGCAACAGUUUGCACCAAAUGCCAAUACAGUGAUUCUCACGAUAUCGCGGUUCAUUUAUUGCGGAUUCAGUACAUUGCAGAAUUUUUUGAAGGUCAGUGUCGUGCAGUUAUUCACCUGCACAUAUCUGAUACACGUAGCUCUAUGAUUUUAAUGUGGCAGCGAUGACUCACAAAAGGUUAAAUGGGGUCUUAUUCUUAGCAGAAAAAGAAAGCUUACCGAGUAAUCUGAACUCAUUGAUUUGAUAAGUCACCAAAUUGCUUGAGGAUACAAACAACACGACAGUCAAAUUUAUGAAACCCACUGUUUAAAACACAAGCCGCAAUAAAUUCACAAAUACCAACCUUAGCCUGACAAAUAGCUAAUGCACACACUUAUAACAAUGACAGGAACAAAUGCAAGUGAAGAGCAACGUUUAGCUUGAUUUUAUACAGCUACAAUACUGGAGUUAAAAACAUCACCGCGAUGAAUUCUAGGUUCCCAUGUUUUCCGCUGACUACAUUUCCAGCACCAUCAGUGUGAGGAACAGUACCAAUGCGUAAGGCAGGAAAUCGCCUGUUCAAACCAUGUCCACAUAGGCUGUUGUUCGCUUUGCUCAAGCGGCGCGUUUAACAGGCAUGUACUUGUGCAGUGUCUGGAUGCUGACGUCAAGUGGACAAAUAAAAUACGUGCGCCUCUUUAAAGUAUCACAUGUUGGCAUUAAAUAGCAUGUAUGAAAUUGAUAUGAUAAUGUAGUAAUUGGUCAUACUUUGUGGAUUUCAUUUAUUGUGUGGGUUACUGUGUAUCAAUUUAUCAUUUUGCUGUACUAUCAGUUGGAAUGUUUUUUUUUCCAGGGCUGGCGGUAAGUUUUGUCAAAUUGAAAUAAUUCUCUAAAAUUGAAUGUCAUGUAAAGCUGUCCUCAGCGCAGGUCAGUUCCUUUAUCUGGAAAUCACAUUUCCACAUGUGAUCCAAGCCAUCAGUGUAUUGUGUUUUCUGUCAUGCUGUGGCUGAUAUACAGCGGCUGAAAUAAGUAUUUAACACUUCACCAUUUUUCUCACGAAAUAUACUUCCGAGGGUGCUAUUGACCUGAAAACGUCACCAGAUGUUGGUCCAAGAAAGUAGAACAACUAAGAUCAGAAAUUAUGUCGUGUGUAGUAAUGUGAAAUGACACAGGGGAAAAGUUUUGAACACACGAAGAAAGGGAGGUGCAGAAAGGUUCGGAAAGCCAAGACAACACCUAAAAUCUAUCAAUAAUCAAACGGCGAUCCAGCCCCUUGUCCGUGCAAAUGAAUAUCAGCUGGUUAGUCCAAAUGGAUGGCCUACAAAAAGGUCUCAUUGCCGAUGUGUGAGCCAAGACACAUCUCACGACGGGUAAGAGCAGAGAGCUGUUUCAAGACCAUCGCAAACUAAUUGUUGCCGAACAUAACGAUGGCAUUGGUUACAGGCGCACAUUUAAGCUUCUGAAUGUUCCAGUGAGCACGGUUGGGACCAUAAUACGUAAAUAAGUGGAAAGCCAAUCAUACCACCAUAAUUGUUUCUCCAUCAGGUGGUCCUCACAAGAUUUCUGACAGAGGAGUGCAAAGAAUAAUCAGAAGAUUAUCACUUGUGGAGAACUUCAAAAAGACCUGGAAUUAGCAGGUACUGUUUUCACAAGGAAAACAGUAAGUAAUGUACUCUGCCGCCAUGGCCUGUAUGCACGCUCACCACGCAAGACCCCAUUAUUGGAGAAAAAAAAAAAAAAAAAGCAUGUCAAAACUCGUUUAAAGUUUGCUGAACAACAUUUGGACAAGCCAGUCAAAUACUGAGAGAAUAUCGUCUGGGCUGAUGAGAGCAAAUUUGAACUGUUUGGAUGCCAAAAUGAACACCACGCUUGGAGGAGAAAUCGCACUGCACAUCACCCUAAAAACACCAUAGCAAGAGUCAAGUUCAGCGGUGGGAACAGGAGCGUGUGGGGGUGCUUUUCAGCAAAUGGUACUGGUAAACCACAUUAUUGAAGGAAGGAUUAAUGGGCAAAUGUACGGAGACAUUUUUGACAAAAAUCUGCUGCCAUCUAUGAGGAUAAUGAAACAAGGGUGGACAUUUCAGCAGGAAAAUGAUCCAAAACAUACUGCCAAGGAAACUCUCAAUUGGUUUCAAAGAGAGAAAAAUAAAGCUGCUAGAAUGGCCCAGCCAAUCACUUGACUUGAAUCCAACUGAAAAUCUGUGGAUAGAACUGAAACUCAAGGUCCAUAAAAGAAGCCCACAGAACCUUCAAGAUUUGAAGACUGCUUGUGUGGAGGAAUGGGCCAAAAUCACACCAGAGCAAUGCAUGGGACGAGUUUCUCCUUACACGAGGUGCCUUGAACCCGUCAUUGUAAACAAAAGCUUUUGUACAAUGUAUUAAAUACCAAUUGGCGUGUUCAGUAGUCGCCCCCCCCCCGUGUCAUUUCACAUUAUUACACACAACUUAAUUUCUGAGCUUAUUUGUUCUACUUACUUUGUAUGUAUUUGUAUUUACUUGGGUUGUUCCCAACAUCUGGUGAAAUUUUCAUGUCAAUAGCACCUUUGGAAAUAUAUUUAAUGAGAAAAAUGGUGACGUGUUAAAUACUUAUUUCAGCCACUGUAUUUUAGAUUGCUAUGGAAUUAAUAUAUGCAUCAUCAAUUCAACAUUGCCCUUAAAGCAAUGAGAUAUACUCCUAUUACCUUAAACUCACAGCGAACACUGUCGUGGCCAUUGAGGAUUCACCCACCCUUUUAUUGUAGAAGGGUGGCUGUCUGUGGUAUCUCUUCAGUCCUGUGAAAUAUUUGUACAAAAUGUGCAACGGAUGAAAAAUGAGACAGGAGUUAUUAAAGUGAAAUAACUGCAGUGGUUUACAUGUACAAUUUCUACACGUCCAACAAUUUUCUAGCUCAUGAGAAAACUUUCUUAGUGCUACUUUAAAAUGCAGUGUGACAAUGUUAAAGUUGUGAAAUCAGCCUACUGCAGUGCCAAAACAACAUGUGACUAUUGUGCUGAAAUUAGAUGAUCUUUUAGGAUUCGAAAUGAUUCUUUGUAAUUUACACACAGAUGCCUUCGCAAAAUUAUCGUGAAAUCAAGGCUGAGCUUUUUGAUGGCCAUCGCUCUACUUGACUGUUCCAAUGAGUAUCCCUUGAACAAUAACAUUUUGGCUUGUUUUUGAAUGACCACUAACAGGAGGAUGCCAAGUUUUUAUCCUCAUUACGGUUAUCCAAUAACCCUUAUCCUAAGAAGGUAGUGCAUAACUCAGUCAUCAUCUUUUGCUUUUUGAAAAACUAGAAGAUGAACAGGUGGAUCACUAGUGCAACAAGUUCAACAGUUUUUUUACUGACGAUAACAUAAAAUACUGAGACUAAUUCUGGGACGCACUGAAUGAGUGUUUUAUUUUGUUUUGAUAUUGUGUCAUGAAGCCAGGUAUUAGGUUUAAACUGACCUCAUUUUUUGAAGUUAGGUCUCAUAAGAAAAAUGGCAAUGUGUUUAACUGCAUAGAUCAGAGUGAAUAUUGUCUUUUUUUCCCCCUAAUGUGGCCAGAACACAUUUGAAGCGUGUGUGUUGUUUUUUUUAACUGUCUUUAGAUGUGCGUGUUUAGUCAGAAUGCUGCUAUACAGCGGCUGAAAUAAGUAUUUAUCACGUCACCCUUUUUCUCACCAAAUAUACUUCCAAGGGUGCUGUUGACCUGAAAAUCUCACCGGAUGCUGGGAACAACCCAAGUAAUCCACACAUAAAAAGAAAGUAGAACAAAUAAACUCAGAAAUUAAGUUGUGUGUAAGAAUGUGAAAUGACAGGGAAAAGUAUUGAACACAUGAAGAAAGGGAGGUGCCAAAAGGCAUGGAAAGCUAAGACAACACCUAAAAUCCAUCUAGAAUCAAACAGCGAUCCAGCCCCUUGUCAGUGCAAAGGAAUGUCAGCUGGUUCCGCACUAAUUGAUGGCCUACAAAAGGGUCUCGUUGCCAAUGUGUGAGUCAAGACACAUCUCACGAUGGGGAAGCGCAAAGAGCCCAUCGCAAACAAAUUGUUGCAAAACAUAAUGGUGGCAUUGGUUACAGGCGCAGAUCUAAAAUGUUCCAGUGAGCACGGUUGGGGCCAUAACGCGCAAGUGGAAAGCCAAACAUAGCACCGUAAAUGUGCCUCGAGCAGGUGCUCCUCGCAAGAUUUCAGACAGAGGAGUGCAAAGAAUAAUCAUAAGAGUUGUCCGAGAGCCAGGGACCACCUGUGGAGAGCUUUCAAAAAGACCUGGAAUUAGCAGGUACUGUUGUCACAAGGAAAGCGGUGAGUAAUGCACUCUGCCGCCAUGGCCUGUAGGCACGCUCACCACGCCGGACCCCAUUGCUAAAAAAAGGCUCGUUUAAAGUUUGCUGAACAACAUUUGGACAAGCCAGUUAAAUAGUAGGAGAAUAUAGUCUAAAAAAAGAAGCCCACGGAACCUUCAAGAUUGGAAGACUGCUUGUGUGGAGGAAUGGGCCAGAGCAAUGCACGCGACUAGUUUCUCCAUACAGGAGGCGUCUCGAAGCUGUCAAAGGCUUUUGUUCAAAGUGUUAAAUGAACACCAGUUGGCGUGUUCAAGACUUUUUCCCUGUGUCAUUUCACACUAUUACACACAACUUAAUUUCUGAUCUUACUUGUUCUACUUUCUUUGUAUGUAUUUGUAUUUACUCGGGUUGUUCCCAACAUCUGGUGAAAUUUUCAGGUCAAUAGCACCUUGGGAAGUAUUUUGAAUGAGACAAAAAUGGUGACGUAAAUACUUACUUCAGCCGCUGUAUCUCAUGGUGAGACUGUGCAAUUAUCCUGUACUGUACAUUAGUGUACUCUUGAAUGUAAUAAAGAAAUUGACAUUU
Phycodurus eques (leafy seadragon) is the source of this 6959-nucleotide messenger RNA. RefSeq names its product G protein-coupled receptor 63 (gene gpr63). Gene Ontology annotation, biological process: cell surface receptor signaling pathway; G protein-coupled receptor signaling pathway. Gene Ontology annotation, molecular function: G protein-coupled receptor activity. The record is from RefSeq and is a predicted model, not a curated record. The transcript is spliced from 2 exons. Bases 436 to 1572 code for a protein of 378 amino acids. Lineage: Eukaryota; Metazoa; Chordata; Actinopteri; Syngnathiformes; Syngnathidae. Gene Ontology annotation, cellular component: membrane.